CGGCUCUUGCGCCCUGAUGAGGAUGCUGAUGCACUCCCUGAUGUGGCUGGGAGUGGGGAUGGUGCCGGCUCCCUGGGUAACGGCCAAUCGGUUCUUGAUGUCGUGUCUGGGUCUUCCGCCGGGAGUUCGGAUGGUGCCGGCUCCUCGGUUGCUGGUCAUUUGAUCCUUCCUGUGGGUACCUCUACUGUUCCCCCGGUUGUGAUUCCGGAUGGUGCCGGCUCACCUGCAGCUCGCCAAUCAAUCCUGGCGAGAGUGCGGAUGGUGCCCGCUCGCACAUAGAUUCUCGUGAUAAUCAGUUGGAUGAACCGAACAGUUAG
This is a messenger RNA of Porites lobata, 317 nucleotides long. The record is from the annotation of a GenBank genome assembly. NCBI's taxonomy places the organism in Eukaryota, Metazoa, Cnidaria, Anthozoa, Scleractinia, Poritidae.